Messenger RNA from Boleophthalmus pectinirostris (great blue-spotted mudskipper), 3960 nucleotides. It is a transcript of the gene chst12a, whose product is annotated as carbohydrate (chondroitin 4) sulfotransferase 12a. Gene Ontology annotation, biological process: carbohydrate biosynthetic process; proteoglycan biosynthetic process. The coding region runs from base 444 to 1691 and encodes 415 amino acids. Lineage: Eukaryota; Metazoa; Chordata; Actinopteri; Gobiiformes; Gobiidae. Gene Ontology annotation, cellular component: membrane. Gene Ontology annotation, molecular function: sulfotransferase activity. The record is from RefSeq and is a predicted model, not a curated record. The transcript has 5 exons.
AUUUUCUCUCAUGAGCUCACUCUGCAGAAAGCCCAGCUCCCCAAAUCUCGCGGUGUUUGGUGAGCUCGCGUUUAUAUCUUGGAGAGGGAAAGACAGCGCUCGCAUCAGACGGAGGCUGCUCAGCUGACGCGGCGCUGCUUCUCUAACGGAAGGGGCUGCAGCAGUGAGCGCUGAAUCUAUGGAUGGCACUGCACCAACAUCAUGACAACCUGCCUCAACCUCCACCUAGCAUCUUUGUGUCGCUAUGGUGACAGGCAGUACCAAACCUUGACUUUGUUGUCAUGGUGACUGCGUAGCACGAACACCCUUUAAUCCCAUUGUUCACAUAAAGCCUGGCCGGGUAACAGGUCCCAAUCUGCUGCCAUGGCGACGCCGUAGAGAUGCCCCACCAAGACAAUUGUGUUGCUAUGGUGACCCUGUAGCUCGCACAUCUGUUAGUCGCCAUGGGAACAUCCAAGAUGCUGCGUGUGUUUGUUGUCUUGGGCUCGCUCUUCAUGAUCCUCUUCAUCAUUAUCUACUGGGACGAUGUUGGAGCGUCUUAUCUGUAUUUGCACACUCACGUCUCGCCUGGGCCCAAGACCUCCGUGCCGCCUCCACAACAGAAGCCCAAAACUUCUCAGAUGCCCUCUUUUCUCUCAGACAUCGAUGCCUUUGUCAACCAGUUUUUGGAACCAGGAAGUGAUGAGCCCACGGACCCUGCCCCUGCUGAUACGGGUAACCAAUCAGAGAAAGCCGAGGAGCGUUACAUACCGCGACAAGAGUGGAAGGUCCACUUGACCCCAAUAGCACCUGAGCUCCGGGAGAGACAGGAACAGAGGCGCAGGAUGCUUCAAGAAUUCUGCUCCAACGACAGCCUGACAUUUCCGGGCAAAAACCGCUCCUUUGACGACAUUCCAAACCAAGAACUCAAUCAUCUUAUUGUUGAUGACAGGCACGGCAUUAUCUACUGCUAUGUUCCCAAGGUAGCGUGCAGUAACUGGAAGCGCAUCAUGAUCGUGUUGAGUGAGAGUCUGCUCCAUGAUGGGGUCCCGCAGAGAGACCCCCAGGCCGUCCCCGGGGAGCUGGUGCACAACAGCAGCAUGCACUUCACCUUCAACCGCUUCUGGAAACGAUACGGCAAAUUCGCAAAGCAUCUCAUGAAGGUGAAGCUUAAAAAGUACACCAAGUUCCUCUUUGUGCGGGACCCUUUUGUGCGCCUCAUCUCAGCUUACAGGAAUAAAUUUGAGCUUAGCAAUGAGCAGUUUUACCAGCGUUUCGGACAAGUCAUACUACGGCGCUUUGCUAACCAGCCCACCCCCCCUGCACACGCUGACGAGGCCUUCUCUCAGGGCAUCCAUCCCUCCUUCGCGCACUUUGUGCACUACCUGCUGGACCCUCAGACAGAAAAGGACCAGCCCUUUAAUGAGCACUGGAGACAGGUGUACCGGCUGUGCCACCCAUGCCAGAUCCAGUAUGACUUUGUGGGACACUUGGAGACGGCCGAGGAGGAUGCCGAGCACCUCCUGAGGCUGCUCAAAGUGGACAAUGUCGUGGAGUUUCCCAUUACACCUCGAAACGUUACUAACAGCAGCUGGGAGACAGACUGGUUCCGCACAGUGCCCCUAGAGGCCCGAAGGAAACUGUACAAGCUUUAUGAACCUGAUUUCAGGCUUUUUGGCUAUGACCGACCGGAUUCGAUACUCAAUGAGUGAUUCUGCAACGUUUACUGCUCGGAUAAAAUUAAAAAUUAAGUAUUUUAUAUUUUCUGCAACAGUGACACUUCAACAAAACAAUGUUACUUAGCUGGGGUCAUUUAAGGACACACACUUUAAUUCUGAACCACUUACAACGCAAAGUUUUGUAUUUAAAAGUUAGAACACAGUGUGAUUUAACUUCCAUAUUCAUUUCAAAACACUUAAGCUGUAUUUGUUGUAAAACAUAACUCCACAAUAACUUUAUGAGCAUAGCAAAGAAUCAUUUCUGAAACCUUAUUUCCAAUCUUGAAACUUUUAGUGAACAGCAGAAAACAGUAUUUGCAACAGUAUUACCACAUUUACAUACAUUAUAUCUUGAAACAUUUUGAACAGAAAUUUAGUUGGAAUACACAGAGAAAGAUCUGAUGAAAUUUAAUUUUAGUCUACAAAACAUUUCAUUUCCUUGUAGCAUUUAGCUGAUGUAGCACAAAAUGUAAUCAAAAACAGAUGAAAUGUUCAUUGGCUGCCAAUGUACAUUCAGUAUUUUUGAUUUACAACUAUUGAAAAGGGUCUAUUCUGCCAGUCUAAUCAUCAACUUGUCAGCUAUUCUUUUUAACACUCAUAACUCUCAUAAAGCAACUAUGAGACAGAAACAAGGUCAAAUCUGUAUCAGAAAACCGAGCACUUUGUGCCAAACUGAAUCAUGACAGUAAAUUUAAAACAGCUGGUUAUGUGUAAGUGAAGAGAGCAGGAGGUGAGUGUCCUGCCUCAGGCGCUAAUGUCGUGCCUGUCCCUUUAAAUAUCACAUGGAGUCUGACUGUAACAGUAUGAAGGAUAAAACACAUGACACAUAGCUCCAGCUGCUGAACUGUUCAUACAUGAUGCUGUUCUAACAGUGGGAACUGUAGUUGCACUAAAACAUCUUAUUUAUUUCACAUGUGCAAUGAUUACCCUGAGCACAAAAGGGUCUCUGGUAUUUUUACUUUUUACAGUGAACUGUAUCAGAACAUGUUUUACCACAACAAACCUGGUGAUGUAUUGAGCCCAAUACAUGUGGUUUGUGCAUGAAGAGGAGAUACUAUGACUAGUGUAGUUUUUACAGCUUGCUUUAAUGGGAACAUUUCAGAGCAUGACAUGAAUGCCACAUUGUAGCGUCAUCUUUUAGUAGCUCCAGCAAAGACUGCUGCCGCUGGAUUUGUCUGAGCUUGUUUUCAAUGUGUAAAACUGAGUUUUUACAUUUUUCUUGGGUUUAUCUCAGCUGGAAAACCACAGCAAAUCCCCACAGACUAAAGGAACAUAUUCAGUUGUUGUUUUUUUCAUAGAAUACAUCUUUUAACAGUAAAGGGUACCACUGGAGACUGCAACAGUGUUUUUUUAUCAUCAAUUUUACAUAAAAAGGGUGUAUUUUUACUGAAAAAAGUGUUUUCGAGUAUGUGCAAUGCUACUGUGUUGUAAUGUAAUCACUCCAAUAGAAUAGAUUUAAACUAGCACUUAAAACAUAAAGGAACAGUUAAAGUUGAUGUUGAUAGAAAACUUGCCUCUGUUUCAUGAAAAGUCUCAUAUCACACAGGUUUGCAGUGGGCCGUACGGUCAGACAAUGGACAGAUAAAGGAAGUGCCUUUGGAUGCAAAAGUUUACAUAGGAUAAAGUAUUUUUGUAGGAGGACUUUGUUUUUACUCUGUACAGUGACUACUGUAUCAACCACAGGAGGUGUUUGAUCCAUGGGCCUUGUGGUUACAAAAAUAGAAGAACAUUUCCUUUAGUUUUGUAGUGUUUAUUGUUGUUGGACAUGUACUGUAUCUGAUGUCAGACGCCUUGUACCAUGGCCCACCUGUUCUCCUGGUAACACUGUCGUCUCUAUGCCUUUUGUUAAUUUUGUGUAAAGCGUGACAAAUUUACGCCAUUUAAAUGUAAUGAUCCCAAAAGAUGAAUGCAGAAUCUUUUUCAUUUGCACCUCAUCUGCAUUUGUUUUUCAUUUCUGAUUUUCAUUUUUUGUUUUGUCUGUUCUUAUCACAUAUCUGCCUAAUAUUUCAAACCACAUAAACAGUUUCUUAGUAAUUUAUUGCAAGACAAAAAAAUAUCUGCUUUAUUUUGCUGCUAUUGACAAAGGGAAAAUGUCCUGAAUCAUGAAAUGCACAUUUGAAUGUUUUGUCAUUUCUGAAGUGACCAAUGUCAUAGCUGGAAAAUAUCCUUUACACUUAUCGAACAGUCUUUUUCAUCUGGUAUAUUUGUAUUUUGUGGUUUUGCAUCAAGGAGAAAUAAAGGUUGUGGGCAUGAUGGAAGAAAA